Manihot esculenta (cassava) is the source of this 3184-nucleotide messenger RNA. RefSeq names its product pentatricopeptide repeat-containing protein At3g09060. The record is from RefSeq and is a predicted model, not a curated record. The coding region runs from base 60 to 2132 and encodes 690 amino acids. NCBI's taxonomy places the organism in Eukaryota, Viridiplantae, Streptophyta, Magnoliopsida, Malpighiales, Euphorbiaceae. The transcript has 7 exons. Gene Ontology annotation, molecular function: protein binding.
CAUGCCAUGAAAAUUAAAAUGACACAGAAAUCCCCAGAAUCACCUUUCCUGCCGCUGCCAUGGUCAAGCUUCCCAAUUCCCUCUCUUCGAAGCGGCUUCUCAAGCUCCUCAAAGCCGAGAAGAAUACUACAUCAGCACUGUCCCUGUUCGACUCGGCGAUGCGCCACCCGGGUUACACCAACUCUCCUUAUGUAUUCCACCACAUGCUUCGUCGACUCGCAGAUUCAGGGCUUGUUGUCCAUGUUGAUAGGAUCGUCGAACACAUUGAAACCCAGAAAUGCCAAUGCACAGAAGAUGUUGCUUUAACAGUGAUCAAAGCAUAUGUGAAGAGCAAAAUGGCAGAUAAAGCUUUAGAUACAUUUCAACGGAUGGAGGAGAUUUUUGGUUGCAAGCCUGGCAUAAGAUCGUAUAAUUCUUUGCUUAAUGCUUUUAUUGAGUUAAAUCAGUGGGAGAGGGCUGAGUCUUUUUUUGCUUAUUUUGAAACUAUGGGUGUAUUGCCAAGUUUAUAUACUUAUAAUAUUUUGCUCAAGAUAUCGUGUAAGAAGAAUCAAUUUAAAAAGGCAAGAGUAUUGUUGGAUAGUAUGUGGAAUAAGGAUAUAAUGCCGGAUGUAUAUAGUUACAGCACCGUUAUUAAUGGGAUGGUGAAAGGGGGGGAUCUCUCAGGGGCACUGGAGGUGUUUGAUGAAAUGUUCACAAGAGGUGUGAUUCCUGAUGUGACGUGUUACAACAUAAUGAUUGAUGGGUUUCUAAAGAAAGGGAACUAUGCCAACGCUAUGGAUAUUUGGCAGAGGUUAAUGAAGGGGUCUUCGGUCUGUCCAAAUGUGGUUACUUAUAAUAUCAUGAUUAAUGGGUUAUGCAAGUGUGGGAGGUUUGAAGAGAGUUUGCAGAUAUGGGAGAUGAUGAACAAAAAUGAGCGUGAAAAGGAUGUGUAUACUUAUAGCAGUUUGAUACAUGGUUUAUGUGAAGCAGGGAAUAUUGAUGGUGCUGUGAAAGUUUAUAGAGAGAUGGUUGAAAGUGGUUUGGUGGUUGAUGUGGUUUCUUAUAAUGCAAUGCUUAAUGGAUUUUGCCGAGCAGGGAAAAUAAAGGAGAGUUUUGAGUUGUGGGUGGUAAUGGGAAAGGAGAAUUGUCGGAAUGUUGUUAGUUAUAACAUUUUCAUCAAAGGGUUAUUUGACAAUGGAAAGGUGGAAGAAGCACUUUCUGUUUGGGAACUCUUACGUAAGAAGGGCUGUGGGUCUAAUUCCACAACUCAUGGUAUUGUAAUUCAUGGUCUCUGCAAGAAUGGACGUUUGAAUAAGGCUUUAAAGAUAUUAAAGGAGGCUGAAGAUGGAGGAGCUGAGCUGGAUGCUUUUGCAUACUCUUCAAUGGUUGAUGGAUUGUGCAAACAAGGGAGAAUAGAGGAAGCAACCAGCAUAGUCAUUCAGAUGGAUAAGGAUGGUUAUAAGCUGUAUCCUCAUGUUUGUAAUCCCUUGAUCAAUGGGCUUAUUCAAGCUUCCAAACUUCAGGAGGCAAUAUGUUUUUUUAGGGAAAUGGAACUUAAGGGUUUCUCUCCUACUAUUGUCUCCUAUAACACAAUUAUAAAUGGUCUAUGCAAAGCAGAAAAAUUCAGCGAGGCAUAUGUUUUCGUUAAGGAGAUGCUAAAGAAAGAAUGGAAACCAGACAUGGUCACGUAUAGCUUGCUGAUGGAUGGCCUUUGUCAAGGAAAGAAGAUUGAUGAGGCUAUCAACUUGUGGCACCAGGCUCUUGACAGAGGUUUUAAGCCUGAUGUAACUAUGCACAACAUUUUGUUGCAUGGGCUUUGCUUGGUAGGCAAAAUUGAAGAGGCUUUCCAGCUUUAUUCAGAUAUGAAGAUGUUAAACUGUGUUCCAAAUCUUGUGACACACAAUACCCUCAUGGAGGGGCUUUACAAAGUCAGAGACUGUGAGAAAGCAUUAGAGAUUUGGGAUUGCAUUUUGGGAGAUGGUUUACAGCCAGAUAUCAUCUCCUAUAAUGUUACUCUUAAGGGACUUUGUUCCUGCGGUAGAAUAUCAGAUGCCAUUGGGUUUUUGAAUGAUGCUUUGACUCGGGGAAUACUUCCAACUGCUGUUACAUGGGACAUCCUUGUUAGGGCUGCAGUUAAUUUUGGGACUUCCUGAACCUUGAUAUUUUAGGGUUUCAUUUAUCUUGGAAGAUUGUGCAACUUUAUGCGGACAAGGUUAUCUCAGGUCUUUUGCUUACUAUCAUUUGUACUGGUUUAAGAAGAUCCCUAAGAAAUAUGGAUUCAGGUAAAAGGAAGGAACUAGUCCUGAUGGAAGCGUAGUGGAUGUUAAAAACAUGUGUUCACACUCUGGAUACCACUUUGAACUUUGGCAUGCUGAACUAAGUGAUCAAACCCACUAAAAUUGCUCCGAGAUUUGCAACUUUCCGCCAUUCAGAGCACGAAUAAAUGAAAGAAUCAGCAAAAGCGAUGACUACCACUGCCAUUAGAGCAAGAUUCUUCAGAAGCUUGCAUCUGGCUUUCCAUAUUCUGCAUUAUCUGCUAAUAAAGAAGAAGAAUAUGUGGACUAUCAAGAGAAUUUGCAUCUCUGUGCACUAUAUGAUUGUUGUUGACGAUAAAGGAAUGCAACAGACCCUGGCACCAGCUUCGUCAAGUCCCUCGAAAAGGGCUUGCUGUAGGCAUGAAGGAGCAGCUAAUGGCUCUGAGGGUGACCAUCUGCUUCUGUUCACUGAGAAUGAAAAAGAUGGAGAGUGUUGCAAUAACCGAGCAUGGUCCUAUUCAAAAGUCGCCUUUGUCUUUUUCGAGCAAGGGCAACUCUCCCUUCCUUGCCCGAGUGUGGACUUGCCCUCCUCCCCUUCCGAGUAAGGUGGUGAUGGCUCCAAAUCGAUGGUUUUGAUGGUAUAUAUGGAGUAUUAAAAGGGUGAUGAAUGAUGUCUCUUUCUCUUUACUCCUACUGUUUUUUUCAGUGGCUAUCUCUCCUAAUCCCAGCAGAAGGGUUGACAAAAUUGAAAAAGUCAUGCUUCACUUUUGGUGAUGGCUAAGUCUUUUCACCACUUUUUCAUAUGGGAGUUUGCAUGUGCUUCAAAUUCCUUCAUUUUUCUCGUAUGAAAAACAAAAAAAGUUGAUGACCCAUAUGAGGGAAGUGAGGUAGUUGAUACAAAGGAUGGUUCUCUCUAUGCAAUAGUCCCUUUGGUCGGCUUGAAUUUAUCU